Cryptomeria japonica (Japanese cedar) is the source of this 285-nucleotide messenger RNA. RefSeq names its product deoxyuridine 5'-triphosphate nucleotidohydrolase-like. Lineage: Eukaryota; Viridiplantae; Streptophyta; Pinopsida; Cupressales; Cupressaceae. The record is from RefSeq and is a predicted model, not a curated record. Gene Ontology annotation, molecular function: dUTP diphosphatase activity; magnesium ion binding. The coding region runs from base 1 to 285 and encodes 94 amino acids. The transcript has a single exon. Gene Ontology annotation, biological process: dUTP catabolic process; dUMP biosynthetic process.
AUGUCGACUGCAAAUUAUACAAGAUUUCAAGUUCCAAUUUUAGAGGAAGGGUGUAUCAUUCUGGCUAGUGAUGGCCUUUGUGAGCAUGUAAUUGUUCUGAUUGGCUAUACGGAGGAAGCAGUAAAGCUGGUAACGCCUAUACGAGAGGGAGCGUAUGGUCGAAUUGCUCCUCAUUCUGGGCUGACUUGGAAGCAUUCCAUAGCUAUUGGUGCUAAGGUUAUUGAUGCAGAUUGUCAUGGCCUAAUUGUUGUGAACCCCUUCAAUCAUGUUGAUCAGGACAUUUAG